Penicillium brevicompactum is the source of this 2982-nucleotide messenger RNA. RefSeq names its product tubulin gamma complex associated family protein. Gene Ontology annotation, biological process: meiotic cell cycle; cytoplasmic microtubule organization; microtubule nucleation. Lineage: Eukaryota; Fungi; Ascomycota; Eurotiomycetes; Eurotiales; Aspergillaceae. Gene Ontology annotation, cellular component: equatorial microtubule organizing center; mitotic spindle pole body; gamma-tubulin small complex. The record is from RefSeq and is a predicted model, not a curated record. The transcript has 3 exons. Bases 1 to 2982 code for a protein of 993 amino acids. Gene Ontology annotation, molecular function: gamma-tubulin binding; microtubule minus-end binding.
AUGUCGACCGCUGCGCGUAACCCAGCGCGUGGGCGCCGCCUAGACGACGCCCUAUCCCAACUUAUCGACGGGCUCACCCCCGCGCUCCCAAUCUCCGCCAUCCAGAACGAAGACUACUCCGACGAGGAGGAAGCUCUCGCCUCAGCGGAGAACCGUCGACACCAAAUCUUACUAGAGCGCGCCUGGCGCAUUCUCGACACCCAUACUGCUACCAAUGCCCCAGAUCCAGGGUCACCAGCAGGGCCGGGAGGGCGGCGCGGGAGUUUCGCGGGAGCGGAAAGCAUCAACAACGCGCCGGAUCUCAUUAAGCGCAAGCUGCGCCGGGAGAAUGAAAGCCCCGAUAAGGCGGUGCGCUUCUCGAAUCUUUACUCUCGUCUCCUGACGCAGCCUGUGCUGUCGCAGAAAUGGGGCAUCUUGUUCUUGCUGUAUAAGUUGUCGGCGUCGAAUGAGCCACCCAAGGGCCGGGCGCGGAGCCGCAGUCCUUUGAUGGAUGAGGGUCAUUUGCAGAAUAUGCUUGGGAGGGAUGGACGGCCUAAGCGGGGCAAUGCGGUUGAUUCGGAGGACGAGGGUCCUGCUGUUAGCUCCUCGGCUUCGCAGGCGUAUCAACGAGUGGCACCAAAUAAGGUGGAGCGGCAAAGCUCAUUGCGACAUGAUGUUGAUCGUGGUGAGAUAGAUGCUGCCAGUCGUGGCGCGACAGAACGACCGGGGACGGCGAAUCGUGUUGACGGCGCACAUGAUCGGGUUAAUGACGAACAAGCUCGCGCUCCAUCAUCUCGGCCUUCAAGUGCUGGUCAGGUCAAACCUACUGGGUCAAUUGAGCACCAAUUGUUGCGUGACUUGCCGUUCAACCUUCAAGGGCUCUCCUCAUCAAAUCUGCAAUUCAGCUCCUCGUCGAGCUUGAGCUUGCCCUCAAACUUACCAGCCCCUAUAACUUCACUUCUGAAUGCCUUGGCGGAGCCUUGUUUGCUUUACAAAGGUCUCUCUGUCUUUGUGGAGAGCGAAGAGGGUGGAUUGGUGAACCAGAGCUUGCGAGCUUCCAUUGCAAUCGAACUCCGGGCAUAUCUCAGUCUAGUGGCUACGCUAGAAGCGGAGAUCCGACAGGCGCUGGCCGCAAUUGGAGAUGGAACGGAGCCUCAAGGCGUGCGGAAGGGCGGCGUUACCCUCAAACGGUGCGUCGUGUGGACGAGAGAUGCCACGAUGGCUCUUCGACUGAUGAGUCUGAUUGUGGAAGAGGCUCAAAAUAAAAGAGGUGGCCAGCUGAUCUCUCUGAUACACGGAUUUUCAACCUCUCAUGGAGAUCCAUUCGUAUGUGCCUUUGCUGAGAAGCUUCUCGCACAUGUGACCCGUCCCUUCUAUGACAUGUUACGACUGUGGAUCUAUGAUGGUGAACUGUCAGACCCGUACAAAGAAUUCUUCGUCGCAGAUCCAGAGUUCCGACCGAAGACUGAUCCUCGGCGCAUCGCAACCAGCGUCUGGGAGGACAAGUAUAAGCUUGACGAUGGUAUGGUCCCGUCGAUCAUCACGCAGGAGUUUGCGAAGAAGAUUUUCCUGAUUGGAAAAUCGCUCAACUUCAUCCGCUACGGCUGUGGUGAUUCUGCAUGGGUAGAGGCAUACUCUAAGAAAGCCUCCAAGGAGCUACGAUAUGGCGACACUGCGACUCUAGAAAUAUCCAUCGACGAAGCGUAUAAGACGACCAUGGCUCGACUGAUUUCUUUGAUGAAUGGGAAAUUCAACCUCUUUGACCAUUUGAAAGCACUGAAAAGCUAUCUGCUUCUGGGCCAAGGUGACUUCAUUGCACUGCUUAUGGAGUCACUAGCCUCGAACCUGGAUCGACCCGCUAAUUCACAAUAUCGACACACCCUGACCGCGCAAUUAGAGCACGCCAUCCGUGCGUCCAAUGCCCAAUACGAUACCCCCGAAGUGCUACGCCGGCUGGACGCCCGCAUGCUCGAGCUCAGUCACGGCGAGAUUGGAUGGGACUGCUUCACGCUCGAAUACAAAAUCGAUGCCCCUGUGGACGUGGUCAUCACACCAUGGGCGUCAACCCAAUACCUGAAAGUCUUUAAUUUCCUGUGGCGUAUUAAGCGAGUUGAGUUCGCGCUGAACAGCACCUGGCGCCGAUGCAUGACGGGCGCGCGAGGUGUGCUCGGCAACGUGGAAGAUAAAGUCGGAGCAGACUGGAAGCGCGCACGAUGCACGAUUGCGGAAAUGAUACACUUCGUCAACCAGCUGCAAUACUACAUCUUGUUCGAGGUUAUAGAGUCUAGCUGGGAGCAGCUGCUCCAAGCUAUUCGGAAACCCGGCUGCACACUGGACGAUCUAAUCGAAGCACACACUAAAUACCUCAACUCCAUCACUCACAAAGGUCUACUUGGGUCUGCCUCGCCACGCGGCACCUCGACCUCCAGCUCCGCCAAACAGCCCGAGGAAAGCUUCCUCAGUCAGCUACACCAUAUCCUCAAAGCUAUGCUGAGCUACAAAGACUCUGUCGAUGGGCUGUACUCUUUCUCUGUGGCGGAGUUCACCCGCCGCCAGGAGAUCAAUGCUAGGAUCGAAACUCGGGCCGCUCAGGAAAGUGCCGGACUAGAUGGGGUCAACACUCCCUUAUCUCUCUCCGGCCAAAACCUCACCGCCGAUGACACUAUGCUUGCCGACCUGCGGAAAACUUUGGAGAUGCAUCGCGAAGAAUUCCGCACACGGCUGACUUCCCUUUUAUGCGAUCUGUCAUACCAGCCAGAUGUGGACAUGCGCUUCUUGGGCGUCGUUAUGAACUUCAAUGAUGUCUACGAGAUCAAGCGACGAAAAACAGCUGCUCCCAGUGCUAGGGACAGAGAGAGGGAAAAGGAACGGGAACGGGAAAAGGCCAAACGGAAGGCGAUGGCAGCAGCAGCCGCCACCGGCUCCGGAACUGAUAGUGGUUUGCCAAAAGAGGUCCGCAGGGAGCGGAGAGAUACCGUGACUGAUCCAUCAGGGAACGCAUAG